CUGAUUCUUGUAUCAGUGACGUUUCCCACCCUUGCAUCGAUCACUGCCACUCGGAGGACUGGUUUGGAGACGACCAUUAUCCUGAUGGUGAUCAUUGCCACUACGACGACCCGGUCCGCGAUUGCCGCCACGACGAUGCGUGUGAUGGCCAAGUGAUUCCAUGCGUAUUUACCAAGCAUCGGCGUCAGAGGCCUGCUUCCACUGUGAGUCUUUAUCACAAAGCAAAUGCCAAAGAAGAGAAAGAAUUUGAAAAAUUGAAGGAGGAAGAAAAAGCGAAAGGAGAAAAAGGUGAACGAAAAGAGGAAGAUUUGGACCACGAUGGCAUUUUUGGACGUCUUCUUGAUGCCUUAGUAACAACUUUCCGGUACCGGCCAAACGGCGUCCGAAGCAUGGUCAUUGCGUCUGUCAUCGCCAACUUCUUUAUAUCCUUCGUUGUCCCAGCGGAAACGGAUAUCAUCUUCCUGUACGUGAAGGCCAAGCUUGGUUGGUCCUUUACCAGCUACGCAACCUUUUUCGCUCUCAAGUGCGGCGUGGACGGCAUGGCCCUGCUGUUGCUGCUGCCCCUUCUGCGCCGCUGUUUGGGCCUUAGGAACGCCUCCCUCGGGGUCCUGGGAGGUCUAAGUCGCGCUACCUAUUUCAUUGUACUGGGCAGUGCCUACAAGCCCUCAAUGGUAUAUGGGGCUCUGGUGACCGCUGUCUUCGGACAAUAUCUGUUCGUAAGCGUCCGUGCUAUCAUGUCAAGUCUCGUAGACGAAAAUGAGCAAGGCCGAGUCUUCACAGUGCUGAGUUCGGUGGAUCAGCUGGCCCAGCUCUUCGGCUCCCUCGCCUAUGAUAACCUCUUCCCAGUCUUCCUUUCGAAGAACAUGCCCGGAGUCACACUCAUGCUGGCUGGCUUUGUCGCACUCAUACCCACUGUCGCUUUCGGGGUCCUGUACUUCUCCUUGGACAAUGUCACAGGAAGGAAAACGACCGAGAAGAGCCCGCUGCUACCUGGCAACUAA
Penaeus chinensis is the source of this 1001-nucleotide messenger RNA. RefSeq lists its product as uncharacterized. The record is from RefSeq and is a predicted model, not a curated record. The transcript has 5 exons. NCBI's taxonomy places the organism in Eukaryota, Metazoa, Arthropoda, Malacostraca, Decapoda, Penaeidae. Gene Ontology annotation, biological process: transmembrane transport. Gene Ontology annotation, cellular component: membrane. The coding region runs from base 390 to 1001 and encodes 203 amino acids. Gene Ontology annotation, molecular function: transmembrane transporter activity.